AUGAGCCUCGAGGAAGCUAAGCAGCAACGGGCUAACACAAAGAAAAGUAUUACCCGAAUCAAAAAUCAAGUCGAAGCUAAUGCAAGGGGUGAAGGAAGGACGCUGUCGUCAGCGGAACUGAAAUGUCGUUUAGGGAUUUUGGAGUCGUAUUUCAAACAAAUCUUGUCGUUCCAAACCCAAAUUGAGAAAUUUGAUCCAGAUGACAAUGGUCGACUUGAAAUCGAGGAUUUAUAUAUUGCAUGUAAAAUGAGUAUCCAGUCCCAGCUUAGCGAAGAUGUCCACAACACAUCGCUUUCUGACUCAACUAUUUGUUUCCAAGCACCCAGCCACAAGUUGCCUGCACUCAAAUUGCCCACUUUCGGUGAGCAAUUGCCACUUGGCUCAAAAACUAUCAAAUCGUCAUUUUAUGUGGACGAUUUUCUGGGUGGUGCAGACUCAGUCGAAGAAUUGGCUCAAAUUAAGCGAGAAGUUACUGAAGUUCUAAAUCAUGGCUGUUUCGAAUUGGAUAAGUGGCACUCAAACCAUAAAGAUUUCCAGCAUGACAACACAACAAAGGAUUUGAAUAUUGACGACACUGCUAUAACUAACGCUCUUGGUAUCACUUGGGAUCAACAUAAGGACGUGUUCCUAUUUUCUUUCUCGCCUAAGACUGAAAUUUCGGAGAAAAUCACGAAACGCACCAUUUUGUCACUUUCAUCGUCUCUUUAUGAUCCCCUUGGACUCCUGGCUCCUAUUAUUAUCAAAUCGAAAAUCAUCAUGCAGGAGUUAUGGAUUCUGAAAAUUGGUUGGGACGAAUCUAUUCCCCAAGAACUGCACUCAGCAUGGAAUAAUUUUGUUUCCGAUCUCAAAACUCUAUCUUCGCUUCACAUUCCUCGCUAUGUUCUCGCUGCAAAUUCUCAACAAGUUCAACUACACGGGUUUUCCGAUUCAUCUAUUCUACGCCUAUUUACUGCUAAAUCUCGUGUUGCACCUACAAAAAGACAAUCACUACCAAAGCUCGAAUUGUGUGGAGCCCAACUUUUGGCAAGACUAUACUCCAAGAUAAAAAACCUGACCUCGCCCACAAACCUCCAAGUGUUUCUUUGGUCUGAUUCUCAAUUGGUUCUUCAUUGGCUCAAGCAGCACUCCUCUACGUUAUCAGUAUUUGUUGGCAACAGAGUGUCAGAAAUUCAGGAUCUCACUAAUGGCUGCGUUUGGCGUCAUGUCCCAACACAUUUCAAUCCAGCUGAUAUUGUCUCUCGUGGUUCUUCUGUGAAAGAACUGUCCUCAUCAAUCUGGUUCAACGGUCCAGAAUUCCUUGCACUCGAUCCCAUUCAAUGGCCGCAUAACAAAAUGCAUAAAUUAUCGGAUGAAAGUCAACUAGUAAUUGACAAGGAAAAACGCAAAACUGUCCUUUGCCUAAAGGUCAAAUCUAACUACAUCUUGGAUUGCAUCGAAAAAUAUAGCUCGUAUUUGAAAAUAAUACGUGUUGUCGCCUGGCCCCAAGAACUGGAGAAUGCGUUGAUUCGUAUAGUUGUCAACAUACAGAAGCAACAUUAUCAAGAUGAUAUACAUCGAGUUCAGAAGAAAAAAGAUCCUCAAGGCACUCUGAGGUGUCUCAAUCCCUUCAUCGACUCAUCAUCUGGUGUUAAUUUGCUGAAGGUUGGAGGUCGUCUAGAAUACGCAGCUAUUUCUGAAGGCCAAAAGCACCCAAUUAUAUUGCCCAGCAAAAAUCAUUUCGUUACGUGUUUUGUACGCCAUUUACAUGUUCAAAAUUAUCACGCUGGACCUAAGGCUCUAAUGGCUCUAAUACGUGAAAAAUUCUGGAUCAUCAAUUCAAGAAACCUGUGUCGUCGUAUCGUGAACUCGUGCCCACAAUGUAUACGAUAUCGCCCGAAAUUGUUGACGCAGAUGAUGGGUAAUUUACCGGUAGAACGACUCAAUCCCUCCAGGCCCUUCGCCAGGUGUGCCGUCGACUUUUGUGGUCCUGUCAACACUUACCUAAGGAUCAGAGGAAAGGUUCCGUAUAAAACGUACAUUGCCGUAUUCAUUUGUCUCGCUACCAAGGCAGUCCACAUUGAAGUUGUUUCGGAUCUAUCAACUGAUGCCUUUAUUGCAGCUCUCAAAAGGUUGAUUGGACGCAGAGGUUUGCCCACAGAUAUAUUCUGUGAUAAUGCUACAAAUUUCGUUGGAGCAAAUUCUAAGGCACCACAUUUUGGCGGAUUGUGGGAGGCGGCCGUCAAGUCAGCCAAAGGUCAUCUGACGAAGGCUCUGUCAAACACUAGACUCACCUAUGAGGAAUUGUCUACCGCUAUGGUUGAAAUAGAAGCAAUUUUAAACUCGAGGCCGAUUUCACCUCUAUCUUGCGAUCCUAGCGACUCUGAGGCACUUACGCCAGGCCAUUUUUUAAUCGGCGCUCCCAUGCGAAGUUUGCCAGAACGUGAUGUCCUAACGAAAGAAGUCAACAAUCUUGAAUACUGGGCACGAAUAUGCGCUAUCAAGCAAAGUUUUUGGAAUAAGUGGUCCCACGACUACAUUAAUGAACUUCAAACCCGCAACAAAUGGAUUGCAUCCAACCCUAAUGUCAAACCAG
Messenger RNA from Musca vetustissima, 2572 nucleotides. RefSeq lists its product as uncharacterized. Gene Ontology annotation, molecular function: nucleic acid binding. The annotation marks the transcript as partial. The transcript has 5 exons. The record is from RefSeq and is a predicted model, not a curated record. Lineage: Eukaryota; Metazoa; Arthropoda; Insecta; Diptera; Muscidae.